GUGAUGGCGUCCGUGAACACAACUCCCUCCUCACAAAAGUCUCGGGCUCUCGGCAGCUCCUUGCAGAUCAGCCAAGGAAACCAGCUCAGCGCUUGCGACUCUGCUUCUUCUGCCCCCCUCGCAAAUCCAGACGGACCCGUGGCCGCCGGAGGAAGGAGGGUCGAAGCCUCGCCUCACCUCGCGCCGUCGCGCUCGCUUCAGAAGGCGGCGGCCGCGGUUGCGUAGUCGCUUCCCCACAUCUGGUCUUCCCCGCCGCCGUUGCCACAGCCUCGUAAUCCUCCUGCACAAAUAUCCCGAGGAGCGCCUGCUGCUGCUUCUCCGUAUUCAUUCGCCGUUGCGCGCGGGACGACAUUAGACCGGCCGAGCGACAUGGGGGGAAGCCCGUCGAGGAGCAGCCCGCGGGACGGGAGCGGCCACGGGCGGUACGGCCACUCGCGCUCCUUCCCGCAACCGUCGGGGGCGCCGCCGCAGUAUGGAGGCUACUACGGCCAGGACCCGAACGCGGGCUACUACGGCGCGCCGGCGCCGCAGCAGGGAGGAGGAUACGCCGCGCCGUCCGCGGCCCCGGCGUACCACACCCCGGCAGCUGCUCCGGCGCCGCAGGCCGCGAAGCCACGGCAACUUGACCGGCGGUACUCGCGGAUUGCCGACGAUUACAACUCGGUGGAUCAGGUUACUGAUGCUCUAGCUCAAGCAGGGCUUGAAUCGUCAAAUCUUAUUGUCGGCAUUGAUUUCACAAAGAGCAAUGAGUGGACAGGGAAAUUCUCCUUCCAUGGACGUAGUUUACAUCACAUUAGCAGCACACCAAAUCCUUAUGAACAAGCCAUCUCAAUUAUCGGGCAAACAAUGUCGAAAUUUGAUGAAGAUAAUCUGAUCCCGUGCUUUGGAUUUGGAGAUGCAUCAACACAUGAUCAAGACGUCUUCUGUUUUUAUCCUGAUGAGAGACCUUGCAAUGGAUUCUCAGAAGCUCUGCAUCGAUAUAGGGAAAUUGUGCCACAUUUGCGCUUAGCUGGACCAACAUCAUUUGCACCAAUUAUUGAGAUGGCUAUGACCAUUGUGGAGCAAAGUGGUGGGCAAUACCACGUACUAUUGAUAAUUGCAGAUGGGCAGGUUACGAGGAGUGUAGAUACUGCAUCUGGACAGCUAAGUUCGCAAGAGCAGAAAACUGUUGAUGCCAUUGUGAAGGCCAGUGAACUGCCUUUGUCCAUCGUGUUAGUAGGAGUUGGUGAUGGCCCCUGGGACAUGAUGAAGGAGUUUGAUGACAACAUUCCUGCUCGAGCUUUUGACAAUUUCCAAUUUGUGAAUUUUUCGGAGAUAAUGUCCAAGAACAUGCCACAACCAAGGAAAGAGGCUGCAUUUGCUCUUUCAGCAUUGAUGGAGAUACCACAACAGUAUAAAGCAACUGUGGAAUUAGGAAUUUUAGGUCGUCGCUCUUUCAAGUCUCAUGACCGGGUGGCUCUGCCGCCUCCUGCUGGAAUCGAUGAUGCUUAUUCCUAUUCAUCUAAUAAAAGCUUUAGUAAGCCAACCACCUACCCGCAGAGUUCAUCAUCCGCAUCACCGUAUCCUCACUACGAAAAUCCACAUAGCGCCACCCCAGUCGCACCUACGUCCACUUAUGACAACCAGGUCUGCCCUAUCUGCCUUGUGAACCCCAAAGACAUGGCGUUUGGGUGUGGACACCAGACCUGCUGUGACUGUGGACAGAGUCUCGGGUCGUGUCCGAUCUGUCGCACUCCCAUCACCACAAGGAUAAAGCUAUACUAGCAAGUGGUGGUUUGGAUCAUUGCACAUGGGUGGUAUACUGGAGCUACCCUGCGUCACGCCGGGAGAUCGGGACAGCAUGACCCGCUUGCAAUCCAUUCAGUCCCACCAUGAGCAGAUUCAGGCCGAGGAUUGCAGGGCCGUUGAUCCAGCGCUCCAAGAUGGAGCAGGGUUGUCCCAGUAUUCAUACCCACGAGGAAUGAUCCGAGCGCAGUGCAAUAGGCAGUGGGUUUGAGCAUUUUGUCAAGAGCUAUUACCAAAGCAAAGGAGAAAAACACAGAAGCGAAAAAAGAGGAAAAAUGCAAAAAAGAGAGAGAGCUGGUGGUGGGUUCUGCGAUUGCGUGUUGGGCAAUGGCACUAAAUUGCGUGGUUGCUCAACUUGUGACUUGUACAUAUAUGGAUAUUCGUUCGUAUGUGGAGUUCUGCCGUCAGUGUUUAGCGGAUUCUUUGUGCCGGUGCGUUUUUGUUCGUCCGAGAUUUGUUAAUUUGAUUUGUUGUAUUUUGUAAAAAAAACAACCUUAAUUUUCAUGUAAUUGGAAAUGAUAAACUCCGUUUUAGGGAAGAUUAAGGAGGAGACAUCUGCUUGGAUAGUGGCAGGAGGGAGGCCCUUAGCGGCCUUACUAGCAUGAGAAUAACGCUGUACCUGUUU
Setaria italica (foxtail millet) is the source of this 2410-nucleotide messenger RNA. Its product is annotated as E3 ubiquitin-protein ligase RGLG5. The record is from RefSeq and is a predicted model, not a curated record. NCBI's taxonomy places the organism in Eukaryota, Viridiplantae, Streptophyta, Magnoliopsida, Poales, Poaceae. The transcript is spliced from 11 exons. Bases 370 to 1764 code for a protein of 464 amino acids.